GUAUAUCUUGCGACGCAGUCGCAAAUAUAACUCUGAUGCUCAAUACUUUUAAAAAAAAGUGUUAUACAGUGCUACCACUGAAUCAGUCAGCGUUUAUUUUCCGAGAGUAAAGGACAACUAAAAGAUCAGCACAAAAAGAAAUUUAAUCUAAUUUGUAUACACGAAUCGCGAUUAAUUAAAAUUUCGAAUUAACCUUCAAAUUUUAAUUCAGGAUUAAUUAAUUAAAUUAAGAUGGAAUUUUUGGAGCCAAACAGACCCAUUCGGUGCACAUGGACCCCGAACGCUUCAGACACACCUCAUUCUUACUUCCGAAACCAAAUGGAUAAAAAGAAAAUAUUACCAAAUGUUUUGGAAGCAAUGGGAGAUACUCCAAUGAUUCGUUUGAACAAAAUUCCCAAAUUACAUGGAAUUGAAUGCGAAAUGCUGGUAAAAUGUGAAUUCCUGAAUCCUGGGGGUUCAGUGAAAGACAGAAUCGCUUUCAGAAUUGUUAAAGAAGCUGAGGAAAAAGGCUUGAUAAAGCCAGGGUACACCUUAAUUGAAGCAUCGAGUGGAAAUACAGGAAUUGCAGCAGCGAUGGUAGCUUCUGUAAAAGGGUACAAGUGCAUUAUUAUAAUGCCGAGUUUUAUAUCAACCGAGAAGCAAGCGAUAAUUGAAGCUCUAGGAGGUCAAGUCUUAAGAUGUCCAAUGACAGCUGCAUGGGAUGGUCCAGAGGGAGUUUUCGCCGUUGCCGAAAGACUGAAUAAGGAGAUUCCAACUAGUUUUAUACUCAAUCAGUUUACAAACACUGGGAACGCUUUGGCUCAUUAUGAUACGACAGGAAUGGAAAUUUUUGAGCAAACAGAAGGAAAAAUUGACUAUCUUGUCGCUGGAUCUGGAACUGGAGGAACUCUCACAGGUAUUGCUCGAAAACUCAAAGAAUUAUCUCCAGAGACGAAAAUUGUUGGAGUCGAUCCGGAGGGCAGUGUGGUUGCAGAACCUCCAGAAUUAAACGAUCCAACAAUUACCUGGGAAAUGGAAGGAAUCGGAUACUAUUUUGUACCGACGAGUCUGGACAGAAGAAUAAUUGAUUUUUGGAUAAAGAGUAACGAUCGUGAUUCGUUCUUAACAGCUCGAAGUCUCAUUCAUGACGAGGGUUUACUUGUCGGUGGAAGUAGUGGAGCAAUUAUGUCAUCAGCAAUUAAAGUGGCAAAAAAAUUACCGAAAGAUAAGCGUGUCGUGGUUUUAUUACCAGACGGAAUUCGAAAUUACUUGACAAAAUUUGUCUCUGACGAUUGGAUGGAGUAUCAUGGAUUCAUAGAUCCCCCCGAACCCAUCGAGAAAAAUCGCUGGUGGUGGAAUCUUCCAGUUUCUAAAAUGCAAUUAAUCAAACCAAUAUUUUUACGAAAUGGUGCGACAUGCAAAGAGACAAUUGAUAUUUUACAAAAAUCAACGAUUCAUCAAAUUCCGGUUCUAAUGGAGAAAAAUAAAGUUAAGGGAAUUAUUACACUCAAUGAAAUUCAAAGUAAUUUGAUUCAAGGCCAAAUGGAUGAUGAUGAUCCAGUGGAGAAUAUAAUGCUAACGAAAUUCCCAAAACUCGAAAGUUCAGCUACACUUGGCAGACUUUCCCGAAUUCUAAAAAAUGAACAAUUUGCCAUUAUUCUAAACAACAAUGAAUUCGUGGGAGUGGCCAGACAAAUAGAUUUGUUGAAUUUUAUCAAAAAAUAAUGCUGAUCAUUAAAA
Messenger RNA from Leptopilina heterotoma, 1719 nucleotides. RefSeq names its product cystathionine beta-synthase-like. The transcript has 6 exons. Gene Ontology annotation, cellular component: cytoplasm. NCBI's taxonomy places the organism in Eukaryota, Metazoa, Arthropoda, Insecta, Hymenoptera, Figitidae. Bases 232 to 1704 code for a protein of 490 amino acids. The record is from RefSeq and is a predicted model, not a curated record. Gene Ontology annotation, molecular function: cysteine synthase activity; cystathionine beta-synthase activity.